Messenger RNA from Chinchilla lanigera (long-tailed chinchilla), 2285 nucleotides. It is a transcript of the gene Ing5, whose product is annotated as inhibitor of growth family, member 5. Gene Ontology annotation, biological process: positive regulation of apoptotic signaling pathway; positive regulation of DNA-templated transcription. The transcript has 9 exons. The record is from RefSeq and is a predicted model, not a curated record. Gene Ontology annotation, molecular function: chromatin binding. Bases 877 to 1620 code for a protein of 247 amino acids. Gene Ontology annotation, cellular component: nucleus. NCBI's taxonomy places the organism in Eukaryota, Metazoa, Chordata, Mammalia, Rodentia, Chinchillidae.
AAAGAACAGAACAGUUAGGGGGAAAAAGCAAGUACAGUCUGAUCUUGUCCAAAUCAUAAAAAAGGAAAAGUAGCUGACAUUUGGUGUAGUACCAAGAGUACACCGAAGUGACUUUUUUAAGUGGUAAAACCUCAUACAUUGCAUUCUCUGAUUUUCCUCUUUGAGUGCACUGAGGACACAAUGGCUCCUGCCCUGGUAUGCAUACUUCUAUGGUGGCCCUUAUGACAGGUAGCUCUAGAUCUUCUGUCCAGGAAGAAAGCACAAUCUCGGCAGAUAGAGCCUUGAGGCCCACUAGGCCCAGGAAGCCUGAGGUUGAAUGGACAGAGCCAGAUCAGGGCCUUUCACCGACCCCAACAAGAGGAGAUGGGCAGUCCUGGCAGCCAACUGGAUGCUGGACUAUGUUAGAGCUCAUGGGCAGAUUCCUCGUUAGGCAUCCUGCCACCCUAUAAAGACGGUGUCUGUGUUCCUGGAGGGAAGGCAGGGCCAAGAACCCCAGCCUGUAACACCAUGCCCUAAGUUCACAGGUCCAUGGCCCUGCCCAAAGGGCCUGCAGAACCAGCUCUCAGUAGUGGUAAGCAUGUCAAGACAGGGACAGUCCCACAGCAUCCUGACCACCUCUCUUGUGCUCUUUGUACAAACUGACUGCUUUACUGAGGAAGGUCUCUGCCUAACAUGUGAAGAAAGACAGAAUUAAAAUGCUACCACUUUGCCAUUAUUCAUCAACAAGGGCUAUUACCACACAAAAGACAAGGGGGUGUGGCUCAAUGGUACCAUCACAGUUGCCUAGCAUGCAUGGGCCUCUGAUCCCCAGUACCACCAAAAAAGAAAACAUGCAUUGAAAACCUUCCCUGUGAACUUCAGAGGAACUUCCAGCUGAUGCGGGAGCUGGACCAGAGGACAGAAGAGUCAGCUGCCACCCCGGUGACAAGUGGUGUGUCCUGGGCGGGGACCAGCUUCUCACCUGUGUCUCUGCCAGAUAAGAAAGCGGAGAUUGACAUGCUGGCAGCAGAGUACAUUUCCACUGUGAAGACUCUGUCCCCAGACCAGCGUGUGGAGCACCUGCAGAAGAUCCAGAGUGCCUACAGCAAGUGCAAGGAGUACAGCGAUGACAAGGUGCAGCUGGCCAUGCAGACCUACGAGAUGGUGGAUAAGCACAUCCGGAGGCUCGAUGCAGACCUGGCUCGCUUUGAGGCAGACCUGAAGGACAAGAUGGACGGCAGUGACUUUGAAAGCUCUGGAGGCCGGGGGUUGAAAAAAGGUCGGGGUCAGAAAGAGAAAAGAGGCUCCCGUGGCCGAGGCCGGAGGACGUCGGAAGAAGACACCCCAAAGAAGAAGAAGCAUAAAGGAGGGUCUGAGUUCACCGAUACUAUCCUGUCUGUGCACCCCUCUGAUGUGCUUGACAUGCCUGUGGACCCCAACGAACCCACUUACUGCCUGUGCCACCAGGUGUCCUAUGGGGAGAUGAUUGGCUGCGACAAUCCAGAUUGUCCAAUCGAAUGGUUUCACUUUGCCUGUGUGGACCUCACCACGAAACCCAAAGGAAAGUGGUUGAGUUUGCAGGGGCCCUUCCUGCUUACCCAGAGCACAGUUAUCGUCUGGAUUUGUGGCCAUCAGCCCUGAAGAGCAUCCGUCCUGGCCCUACAGUGAGGUUCUGCCCACGGUGUGUUCAAGAAAAGAGGAAGAAAAAGUAAGGAGGGGGCUGUGUGCCUGGAUCAAAGAGCAAGUUAAUAUAUUCCUUCAUUCGUGUUGCAAUAUUUUCUUUCAUUUUUAAAACUACCUUGUUUUGACUGAUAUUUAAGAACUCAGUGGCCAGUUGUAAUUCUGGAUAUUUCCUAAAACAAACAAGAAACCACUGCCCUGUGGGCACUUGUGAGCUUGGGCUGCCAGGCACCGUGCACAUUCUAACCUGGUACACUGCCACCACUCUGCCACUGGGGUGUCCUCUGCAGUUCUCUGGAACCAUGCACAGACCUCUUGUGAGCACACUUGUCACCCCUGAGCCAACCUGACCAUUAGACUUGGCCCUUGCUGAGGCCACUGCUGCCGUCCUGGCUGGGCUGGCUCUCCUGGGAGGAAGUGGCCCUGCCCCGCUGUGCACUGCCUCUUUCGCAUGGACUCUGGCCCACCAAGCUUCGCCAGAGUAAGUGCUCCUGUUGGCCCAGGCUGUCGUUUACUAUGAUCAGCACCACCACACGGUGGCGUGGCAGCCAGCUGACGUUCCUUCUGUUCCUCUGGGAAUCCCAGAUAUUUUUACUGUGAAGAUGAAAUUAGUAUAAUUGCAUGAA